Molecule: messenger RNA, 2981 nt
Organism: Mus pahari (shrew mouse)
Lineage: Eukaryota; Metazoa; Chordata; Mammalia; Rodentia; Muridae
Gene: Cavin4
Product: caveolae associated protein 4
Exons: 2
Coding region: 339-1406 (355 amino acids)
Biological process (GO): regulation of gene expression
Cellular component (GO): caveola; cytoplasm
Source: RefSeq, a predicted model, not a curated record
GUUCAGUGAUUGAAGCUACUUGGCUUCCAGGCUCAGUAUGAGUAACAUAGUGGCUUUGGUGAACUUCUUCACACAGUUUUCCCCUCCCACCCACACAGACUUAUUUGAGGUCCUUAGUCAGUCGGCAAGCAUGUUUGGAACCGGCCCCGGUGCUUUGCAAGGGCUCAUGUUGCAGGGCAGUCACGUAUGGGCACUUGUAGUUAUAAAUACUUGACCACUCUCCAGGGUGCAGUUUUCAGCCCUUUAAAGCAGCUCGUUGCCUGCUACCUAGCCGACUUUUGGCUCCGAGCGAAGGAACUGGAUUGCCGUAGGACACCUUCUGCUGAGAAAAAAGUAAAAUGGAACACAACGGAUCUGCUUCAAAUGCUGGCAAAAUCCACCAGAAUCGGUUGUCAAGUGUGACAGAAGAUGAAGACCAAGACGCAGCCCUCACCAUUGUGACUGUGCUGGACAGAGUGGCCACCGUCGUGGACAGUGUGCAGGCAAGCCAAAAGAGAAUCGAGGAGAGACACAGAGAAAUGGGUAACGCGAUAAAGUCUGUCCAGAUAGACCUGCUGAAGCUCUCACAGUCACACAGCAAUACGGGCUAUGUUGUCAACAAGCUGUUUGAGAAGACCCGGAAAGUCAGCGCUCACAUUAAGGAUGUCAAGGCCCGGGUGGAGAAGCAACAGGUUCAUGUAACCAAAGUCGAAACCAAGCAAGAAGAAAUAAUGAAGAAAAACAAAUUCCGCGUGGUAAUCUUCCAGGAGGAUAUUCCCUGCCCUGCAUCCCUGUCUGUUGUUAAAGACAGAAGCCUGCCUGAGAACCAGGAGGAGGCCGAAGAAGUCUUCGAUCCACCAAUAGAGCUCUCCUCGGAUGAGGAAUAUUAUGUUGAAGAGAGCAGAUCUGCCAGGUUUAGAAAGACAGGCAAAGAGCACAUUGACCAUAUUAAGAAAGCAUUUUCCAAAGAAAACAUGCAGAAGACACGGCAGAAUUUUGACAAGAAAGUGAGUGGAAUCAGAACUAGGAUAGUCACUCCUGAGAGGAGAGAGAGGCUGAGGCAGUCGGGAGAGAGGCUGAGGCAGUCAGGGGAAAGAUUUAAGAAAUCGAUUUCCAGUGCCGCUCCCUCAAAGGAAGCGUUUAAGAUUCGGAGCCUUAGGAAAGUGAAGGACCCCAAGGCCGAGGGCCAGGAGGUAGACAGAGGGAUGGCCGUGGACAUCCUCUCAGGCAGCCUGGCUCUGGGGCCCAUCCAUGAGUUCCACUCUGAUGAGUUCAGUGAAACAGAAAAGGAGGUGACCAAAGGAGGGUACAGUCCCCAAGAAGGAGGGGACCCCCCAACACCUGAGCCUUUGAAGGUGACUUUUAAACCCCAGGUGAGGGUAGAGGAUGACGAGUCACUCCUGUUGGAGUUAAAGCAGUCCUCAUAGAGGAUUUAAGUCUUAGCAUCCACCAUCCAGUAGGAAUCGUGUGGUUGUAGUUUGAAUGGUGUGGUAUUCAUAUUCAUUUAUAUUCAUCCGCAGUGGAAAGGCAGAUGGUAGAAAAGCUUCAUUUCUUACCUUUAAAAUCCUAAAGAUGCUGGAAAUAUUAUAUACAAUUUUUGUACAAUUUCCUUGGGAAUUCUAUUCCCCUGAGAAUAUAUGACUCUGACAGCACCCCAUCCCCACCCCCCCACCCCCUUAUGUCAUGUUUUUUCGUGGCAGCUCUUGGCCAAUGAGAAAAUAGUAGCACGGCUCUGGUCAGUUAGAUAAUAUGCCAUUCGUAACACAGAAACAACCAAUCUGUGCCUGUUGUUCACCAGCAAACUCUAGAUCUGGGUCAGGAUUGACACAUCCAGUCAAUAAGGGGAGUAGCUGAUGAGUAUACAUCGUGUGAUCCAGAUGUUCACAUCUGGAGAUCAUUAGUGAGUCAGUAGCCUCAUGAAGGUUAUGAAGUUCUUGUGUGAGGGAAAGAAAAUAGACAUCUGGGGCUUGAACAUUUAGCUGUGGCCACAUAACUUUAUUACUAGUGAGAUACUUGGCUGGCCGCCACAUAUUCUCAGUGGUACUUCUUGGAGGACUUGAGGUCUGAGGGGAUGUCACCGAGUGUGUGACAACGAGACGCACAACCAGUGGAGAAGCCCACAAACCACACCGGCCUCCCCUCACCCAGAAUCGAACACUUACAUCCGUGAAGAAGCCCUCGGCACUGGCUCCGAGGCCAGAGCUGAGCGGAAACGGGUGGUUCACAAGUCUUCACGGAAUGAAGAGUGAAAAAUGAAUGCUUGCAUGGGUGCCUUCUCGUUAAAGGCUGAGGCCAUACCUUGGCCCUUCAGCUGCGUCCUAACAUAUUCCUCGGAAAUCCGCCUCUAAUUGCCUUUAGAUUUGGAUGUGGGGUGGACGAGUGCAGGCGCUGUUUGUACAGCACAAGGUAGAAGUCUGGGGCUCAGGUGUCAAGCGGCUUUUCUGGGGUCUGGCCUGAUGUGCUGGGCAUGGGAAUGACUUCCAGCAUGCCUGUUUUCCAGAGUAAGCCCUUUAGGGCUAAGAACAGCGCCCCUAAGCUUCUGUUACAGCCACCUUGGAAGGCAUCCAAUUCCUCUUAGCUCUUAGAUUUACUUCUGGGUGGUCAAGAAGUAGAAAUUGCUGCUGAAGGAAAGCCAUAUCGAUUCUACGCUUCCAGCACACUGAAGUCUUCAGGUCAUUUUCUUGAUAUGGAAAAAUGGUAGGAUUUUUGAUAAUAUUUUUUACUCACAUUUAAUAUAAUUUGGAAUAUUCAUGUAGUACUUUUGAUAAUUUUUUUUUACUCACAUUUAAUUUAAUUUGGAAUAUUCAUGUAGUACUUAAGUAUAUGCAGGCAUGGCAGUGCAUGUCUACUGCCCCAGAACUGAGAAGGUUGAAACAGGUCACAAGUGGAGUGAGCCUGGAUUCUCUUUAUAAAUACAGAUCAGUAUAGUUUUCCUUUUCUCAUGGCCUGAAUACAUAUUCUUCUUGCUGCCUCCUCUUCCUCAUCCUCUUCUUCCUCCUCCU